This is a messenger RNA of Tremella mesenterica DSM 1558, 1476 nucleotides long. RefSeq lists its product as uncharacterized. The coding region runs from base 1 to 1476 and encodes 491 amino acids. The transcript has a single exon. NCBI's taxonomy places the organism in Eukaryota, Fungi, Basidiomycota, Tremellomycetes, Tremellales, Tremellaceae. The record is from RefSeq and is a predicted model, not a curated record. Gene Ontology annotation, molecular function: lyase activity.
AUGUCGUCCACCAUCACCACCACCCCUCUUCCCACGCCUGGCAUUCAACUCGCCCGUUAUGCGGUCUCUCAUCGUACUCGACCUUUACCACCAAACGUCUUACUCAAACUCAAACAUCAUCUACUCGACACAUUCUCCGCCAUCGUUUCCGGUUCCGCUCUGGAAGCAGGAUUAGCCUCUCAAACUCAUCUUUCAACUCUUCCAUCUUCUGACAAAUGUAGUGUCAUCGGUACUUUUCUUCGUACAUCUAUAGUAGAUUCCGCAUUCGCCAACGGUAUGUCAGCUCAUGCUGAUGAAUCUGAUGAUUCACAUGAAACAUCUCAAACUCAUCCUGGAUGUGGAAUACUUCCUGCGGCAUUAUCUAUAUCUGAAUACGUUUCUGCUUCCGGUGAAGAUCUGAUAAAAGCAGUAGGAUUAGGAUACGAGAUUUGUAUCAGGUUUGGUGAAUCUUUAUCAUCUUCAUUAUCUUUUUCAAGAUCUUCACUUUCUUGUCAUGCUCUAGGACCUUUAUUCGGUGGGGGGUUUGCAGCUGGUUAUUUAUUAGGUUUCACAGAAGAAAAAUAUUUGAUUUUGUUAAAUUAUUUAGCACAAGAAGCUAGUGGAUUAACAACUUGGAGAUUAGAUAAAGCUCAUACGCUUAAAUCUUACGUUUUCGCGGGAAUGCCAGCUUCCAAUGCUGUUAAAUGUGUAAUGAUGGUCAAUUCGGGAUUCACAGGAACGGGUGAUGUUUUAGGUGAAGAUAGGAAUUUCUUUGAUGCUAUUUUACCUGGAAAAAACGCUAGGUUGGAUCUGAGAGAUUUGGAAAGUUGGAAAGUUUUAGAAGCGGAUUUGAAGAAAUAUUCAGUUGGAUUUCCUAUAGCUGCUCCAUUAGCAGCUUUGGAAAGUAUAAUCGAUGAUAUACAAUCUUCCAAUUCAAAUUCGAAUAGAUCUCUUAAGAUUGGACAGAAACGGAAAAGUGAAGCUGAAGAAGGGGUGGAAAAGGAAGAGAAAAGUGAAGGAGAAAUGUGGAAAAAAGUUGAAUGGGUGAAACUUUGGUAUCAUCCAGAUUGGUAUAAAGUCAUUGGGGACGCAAAUCAUAUGCCCGAUUUAAACCUUCGUCAUUGUUUAGCGGCGACUUUGGUACAAGGUAGACUCACCUUCGAUGCUAGUCACGACGAAAGUUUGAUGAAAGAACCGAGGAUAGUAGCUGUGGGAAAGACCAUUCAGUUGUUGGAUGAUGAAGAACAGGAUAGAUUCACGGCGAGAGUAGAGGUGAAGAUAGGGGAUAAGGUAUGGAAGAUGGAACAAGGAGGAAACGUUUUGGGAAGGUACGAAAAUCCGAUGAAUGAAGAACAGGUGAUCGAUAAGGCGAAGGAACUUUUGGGAACCGUUUUGGAUGAGGAGAGGGUCAAGGGAGUUGUGGAGAUUGUCAGUAGAUUGGAAAAGGAGAAAAGUUUGGACAAAUUGAUAGGGUUUAUGUGUCCUCCGAAGAUAUGA